Eubalaena glacialis (North Atlantic right whale) is the source of this 1679-nucleotide messenger RNA. RefSeq names its product yippee like 1 (gene YPEL1). Lineage: Eukaryota; Metazoa; Chordata; Mammalia; Artiodactyla; Balaenidae. The transcript is spliced from 6 exons. The record is from RefSeq and is a predicted model, not a curated record. The coding region runs from base 31 to 741 and encodes 236 amino acids.
GCCGCGCCCGAGCUGAGCGAGGCCGGGCCGAUGGGCGCUGCGGGCCGGGGCGCGGACCGGCGGGCGGCGGAGAGAAACUUCUGGAAUCCAGAAUGUUGUUUUUGGCCUAAGAACUUACCCCACACUAACAUCUUCGUGGGGUGGUGGCUGCUCCCCAAACCCAAGGGACACAGCGGCUGCAGUAGAAGUGAGGCACGUGAUGCAUUUCACCUCAGGUUGUGGCGUUUUUCUCUCACCCCAGCUGUGUGGACAGAGCCACACGCCCUCCAAACAACAACGGCUCUUGCGUGCAUGUUCCAGUGUUUCUUCUGUCAGAGAGCCCAGCAGAGCUGCAGCUCCUCCCGUGCCAGCCCUGAGCUGAGCCAGGAGUGCCCAGCGGAGAUGGUGAAGAUGACAAGGUCCAAAACUUUCCAAGCGUAUCUGCCAAACUGCCACCGAACGUACAGUUGUGUCCACUGCAGGGCCCACCUGGCCAAUCACGAUGAGCUGAUCUCCAAGUCCUUUCAGGGAAGUCAGGGACGAGCCUACCUCUUCAACUCAGUGGUGAACGUGGGCUGCGGCCCUGCGGAGGAGCGGGUCCUUCUUACCGGCCUGCACGCCGUGGCGGACAUCUACUGUGAGAACUGCAAAACCACACUCGGGUGGAAAUACGAACACGCCUUUGAGAGCAGUCAGAAAUAUAAGGAAGGAAAAUUUAUCAUUGAGCUUGCUCACAUGAUCAAAGACAAUGGUUGGGAGUAAAGUGAAAACUUCCUGUUCUCUUUUGAAUACGAUUUUGUGAAAGAGAUGGUAAAUGUAAUGGAAACAUAGGCACAUCUGAUGGCAGUGUUUCUUGAACUCGAGCCUCACAGGCGGCCUCUCCAGGCCAAUCCCCUGGGUAAGGCGUCCCUCCGAUCUGUGUCUUCAAUAACACGGUUAUUUCUGAAAAGUUUCAAUGACCUUUUUCUAAUUUCUCAAGAUGUAGAGAAAAGACCUAACCAACUGGUGACUUAUCCAUCCAGUUAACACCUUCUUUAACCAAUGCCUUUAAGAUAGUUUGGCUCUGCUCUUUCGUGUUUGAUAGAAAACCAGACUGAAGCCCCAAAGCCCACAGGGAGGUCUCUUCGGAGAGCCAGCUUUCCCUCUUGUUUGGAUAGAAGGUACGGUAACCACUUCUCCCCGAUUCGCGGAACAACAUGUUGGUUAUUCUUCUCGCAGAUGAGCUGUGAGGGCAGUGCUUAUUUAGGAAUCUCUCAGAAAUCUAUGAAUCUAUGCACCAAGGGUGUUUUUUAGCCUUGUUCAAAAACCGAGGCCACCAGUGAUAACAUUUUAGAUAAGCUAUAAAUAGAGAAGUGUGUCUAAUGGAACAUGCUGUUUAUUUAAGCCAGUAGCUUCCUUAUCUCACAGGCAAGUGAACGAGUAGUUAGCAGAGACAGUCUCGGGCCGGUGUGCAGGCACAGGCCCACGGGGGCUCCAGGUCAGGCACUGGGCGGCUGGUCCAUGGAGUUGAGUGGAACGCGCUGGACCAAGGGAAAUCGGGUUUCCUUUUCUACUCUGAUGUACUUGAAGAAAAAGAAUUAUUUUUUGCAUAUUUGAAAGAGGCCAGAGCAGGCUAAGCUUCCAAAUUUAACAUUUGCCAGAUAGUUUUAAAAUUUUUUUGGAAAUUCCGGUUAUAGUCGGAAGACAAGGUUUAAACUUUG